CACCACUCUCCACCGCGCCGUCCAUGCAUAAAAUGCCCGUUCCUGGCCGGCCUCACCGCUCCCGAUCCCUACUCCCCGCCCGCCCGCUUGUGAGUUGUGACUGACCCCCCGAUCGAUUGACCGACCCCAUGGCGCGGUGCAUGCCCCUCCUCGCCUCCCUGCUGCUGCUGGCCCUCGCCGGCGUCGCCUCCGCCGACAAGGCCCCCGAGAGCGGCUUCAUCGUCACCGGCCGCGUCUACUGCGACCCCUGUCGCGCCGGCUUCGAGACCAACGUCUCCAAAAACGUCGAAGGGGCGACGGUGGCGAUGGACUGCCGGCCGUUCGGCGGCGGCGAGAGCAAGCUCAAGGCGGAGGCGACGACGGACAACAAGGGGUGGUACAAGAUCGAGAUCGACCAGGACCACCAGGACGAGAUCUGCGAGGUGGUGCUGACCAAGAGCCCCGACGCGUCGUGCGCCGAGAUCGAGGAGUUCCGCGACCGCGCGCGCGUCCCGCUCACCAGCAACAACGGCAUGAAGCAGCAGGGCACCCGCUUCGCCAACCCCAUCGCAUUCUUCCCCAAGGAGCCGCGCAAGGAGUGCGGCGGCAUCCUCCAGGCUUACGACCUCAAGGACGCACCCGAGAACCCAUGA
Molecule: messenger RNA, 632 nt
Organism: Triticum urartu
Lineage: Eukaryota; Viridiplantae; Streptophyta; Magnoliopsida; Poales; Poaceae
Product: major pollen allergen Lol p 11
Source: RefSeq, a predicted model, not a curated record